Messenger RNA from Epithele typhae, 228 nucleotides. RefSeq lists its product as uncharacterized. Bases 1 to 228 code for a protein of 75 amino acids. NCBI's taxonomy places the organism in Eukaryota, Fungi, Basidiomycota, Agaricomycetes, Polyporales, Epitheliaceae. The record is from RefSeq and is a predicted model, not a curated record. The transcript is spliced from 2 exons.
AUGUCCGCGCUCAACCCGCCAUCACGCGCAGGCGCCUGUACACAUUGGCUCUCGACCACCACAUGGCCACAAGCGCAGAUUUUUACUCUUGCUGGUCUCUCGCGGGCACUCGCCGCACUCAUGGCCACAAGCUCAGAGUUUUACUCUCGCUGGUCUCUUAACAACUUCAUCGACACGAUCACGUGCACCGGUUAUGCGUCGUGCGGUUCGCAUUCUCAUGCUGGGUAG